This is a messenger RNA of Cicer arietinum (chickpea), 1434 nucleotides long. RefSeq names its product vesicle-associated protein 1-2-like. The record is from RefSeq and is a predicted model, not a curated record. Lineage: Eukaryota; Viridiplantae; Streptophyta; Magnoliopsida; Fabales; Fabaceae. Gene Ontology annotation, biological process: endoplasmic reticulum membrane organization. Gene Ontology annotation, cellular component: endoplasmic reticulum membrane; plasma membrane.
UGCGUUGGGAAGGUAGGUUGAUUGAAUUGGAAGGAGCUUUUUCGAUUCAUGUAUUUGUUUCAAAGUUUCAACGCACGUUGAUACUUCCACUUUCUCUACCACAAAGAAAAUAUAGAAAACCAAAAGAAAAACAAAAAAUAUACCGAAUCCCUGUCAUCAUCAUCGCAUUUUCCUUCCCCGACUCCAAUUAUUUUCUCUUCCUUUUCUUUUCUUCUCGAUCCCGAUCUCUCCCUCCAAAUCACACUUUCUCGAAUAUUCUCUUAACCUCUUUUUUCUGCUUCAAAUUCAAUUACUCCGAUAUGAGCUCCGGGGACCUCCUCAGCAUCGAACCUCUCGAACUCAAGUUCCCCUUUGAGCUGAAGAAGCAGAUCUCGUGUUCUCUUCAAUUGUCUAAUAAGACUGAUAGCUAUGUAGCUUUCAAGGUGAAAACGACCAAUCCUAAGAAGUAUUGUGUGCGUCCAAACACUGGAAUUGUCUUGCCAAGAUCUACCUGCGAUGUUAUGGUUACUAUGCAAGCGCAAAAAGAAGCUCCAUCUGAUAUGCAAUGCAAGGAUAAGUUUCUUCUUCAGAGUGUAAAAACUGAUGAUGGUGUCAGUCCGAAGGAUAUCUCUGCAGAAAUGUUCAACAAGGAGGCCGGGCAUGUUGUUGAGGAGUGCAAAUUGAGAGUGCUGUAUGUCUCUCCGCCUCAACCACCAUCUCCAGUCCCAGAAGGUUCGGAGGAAGGGUCGUCACCUAGAGGUUCUGUUUCGGAAAAUGGAAAUGUCAAUGGUGCUGACUUCGCACAAGUAACAAGAGGAUUUGCUGAACGGCCCGAGGCUCAAGACAAAUCGGCAGAGGCAAGAGCUCUAAUCGCAAGGCUGACAGAAGAAAAGAAUACUGCAAUUCAACAAACUAGCAAGCUCCGCCAGGAAUUAGAGCUGCUGAAGCGUGAAAGCAACAAAAAUCGUGGUGGAGUUUCAUUUGUCUUUGUCAUAUUAAUUGGCUUACUUGGCAUAAUCAUGGGAUAUCUCAUGAAGAAGGCCUAAGAAUUUGCUCGAUUUGAUUUCACCAUAGAUUUUUACUUUGUUCCUGACUAUUCAAGCAGUUGUGACAAAAGUUAAAGUAGAUCAAUUCAUCAGGUGUUGGUUUUUCUUUUUAUAUUUCCUUGUAUUUUGGGGUGGAUAACAUUUUGGAAGUAGAAAACUUUAGGUAAGUUGUGGGUCUGUUGUUACUCUUAAUGUGAACUCAUUCAUGCUUUGGGUGACAUGCAUUCUUUUUGUAAUUUAAGAGGGAAAGUUUGUCAUUUCUUUUGCGGUUCAUUUAGUGACUAUCUGGUAAUACCAAGUUGUCAACAUGACCAAAAAUAACAUAAAUCUUCAGGGGCUCUCUCUUUCUCUCUGGCUGUUUCUUUCUGUAACUAUUGUCUUUGAUUGUGGCAAGUAUUGCUUCCUUUCA